AUUUAUUUAGAGUAUAUAAAGAAACAACUAUAUUGAUCCAUUAUUACAUGAAACCGAAGUUCUAUUACCCCCAAACAUUAUUUUGCAUCCUCUUCGUCUCUGCUAACCGCAUCCGCCAUGACUUAUGAGUUAGAAGAGUUAGAAGGACACGAGCAUCUUGUUUCCCGCGUUAAACAUCAUGAUGGUCUGGAAUGCGAUGCUUGUGAUCGAUUGAAUGUUGAUGGCUAUUCAUGCAGCGAAUGCAAGUUUAAUAUUCAUGUAGCAUGUACAUUUGUGUUCGAUAAACAAGAGAUAGUCGACCACCCUUCUCAUGAUGGACAUUCUCUUAAGCUUCUUACAACUGGAGCUCCUGAUCACACAGAUCCAAAAUGUCAUCUCUGCGGUAAUAACACCAAGCGCCUUCUUUUUCAUUGCUCUGUUUGUCAACUCAAUUUGGACAUUUUUUGCAUAGCUGAUCACCUAUUAGGCCCAGAAUAUCUGAAUAUGCCAUGGCACCCCCAUCCUCUACUAUGUUUUGAUUUUGGAUCUAGAAAUUGGUGCGACUUUUGUAACGAGAAUUAUGAAGGACAAGGUUACCUCUGCUAUCGUUGCGGGUUGAGGAUUCAUGAGAAAUGUGUAGUUGAAUUACAAGAGAUCACUCAACACCCUUCUCAUGUCAGGCACCCUCUUAAGCUUCUCACCAGUGGAGCUCCAAAUUACACAAACCCAAGAUGUCAUAUAUGUGGAGAGGACACUGGAAACUUACUUUAUCAUUGUGAUAUUUGUAAGUUCAAUUUGGAUUUGCAGUGUGCGAUAAAAAGCUCUCCACCCGUUGCUCUUUCAAAUAUGAAGGUCCAUGAGCAUACACUCACACUCAUGCCAAAAUUGAUCUCCUUCGUUUGUGAUGCUUGUGGAACAAAAGGCGAUCGUUCUCCUUACAUAUGUGUACAAUGUGAUUUCAUGACCUUCCAUCAAAAGUGUGCUCGUUUACCACGUGUCAUUCAUGUCAAUCACCAUGACCACCGAGUUUCCUUCAAGUAUCCUCUUGGUCCUGGAGAUUGGAGAUGUGGAGUUUGUUGGGAUGAGAUUGAUUGGUCAUACGGGGCUUACUCAUGUUCUCUUUGUUCUCGUUAUGCUAUUCAUUCACUAUGUGCAACAAGAGAUGACGUGUGGGAUGGGGAAGAGCUUGAUGGAGUACCUGAAGAAAUUGAAGACAUCGAGCCAUUCAAGAGGAAUGAUGACAACACAAUCGAUCAUUUCUCUCAUCGACAUAACCACAUGAGCCUCGACAAAGGUGGUGAAGAAAGUAGCUUCUGUAAAGCAUGUGCUCAUCCCAUCGGUUCUUCUUCCUCACUCUACAAGUGUUCAGAAUGCAGUUUCAUUCUUCAUGAAACAUGUGCUAAUCUUCCGAUGAAGAAGCGACAUUUUCUGAGCCCACAACCACUGACUCUUAGCUAUCAUCGCCUUCAACGCCGUUGGGGAGUAGAAAUUUGCGAAGCUUGUCAGCAAAUUUUUUGCAAAGGAUUCAUCUACUCGUCGUAUUUAGAAGAGAACUUUGACUUACCAUGCAGUUCAAUUACUGUGCCUUUUAUCCAUGGAAGUCAUGAUCAUCAUUUACUCUACCUCAAACUAGAAAACGGUAACGUGAAGACUUGCCAGGGUUGCGGUAUCGAUGAAAAAAGAGUCGCCAUAGGUUGUACCAAAUGCAAUUAUUUUUUGGAUUUCCGCUGUGCCACUCUACCAUUAACGGUAACACUUUCCAGGUACGAUGAUCAUCCACUCACUCUUUGUUAUGGUGACGAAAAAGCAAGCGGCAAAUAUUGGUGUGAUAUUUGUGAAAGAGAGACCAAUCCAAAAACUUGGUUCUACACUUGUAACGAUUGCGGGGUCACUUUACAUGUUUUGUGUGUAGUUGGAGAUGUUAGAUACGCCAAACCAAAAGCAAUGAUCGAGUACUAUAUAGAAUUGCUGUCAAACAAUAGCUCUUCAAGACCAUUUUGCCACAACUGCUAUUGUCGCUGCCCAGGCCCCUUCAUUCUUAGGAUAAGAAAGCAACAUGACGCCCAUCUUGGUGGAGAAUAUUACAUAUUCUUUUGUUCUUAUUAUUGUUACAUAAUCACCAAAAGUAAGAAGGAGUACUCCAAAAUUAAGUUGAGAUGUCCUCCUUGGAGAAGUGGACAUCAAAGCCAAUUGAUGGAGUUGCAAAACGACCAGUAAACUGAUUUGUGUUUUCUUUCUUUUUUAGUUUAAUUAUGUUAUUUGCUUCAAUUAGAAAUAAGAUGAGAAUCUGUUCUCCUUAUGUUUAGGAUCAGAGCCAUCUCGUUCAUAUUUUCCUUGCUUGUAGUUGUUGGAGCUACGACUCCACUUUGCUUCCUGUUUUGUCUGUUUCUAAAAAAAAAAGGCAAUCUUAAUUGCCAAACAAAGUGUUAUUGUGUUCUUACUCUAAAAGCUUUGGUAGAGAUCAAAGCUAACACCAAUACUUGGC
This is a messenger RNA of Arabidopsis thaliana (thale cress), 2464 nucleotides long. Its product is annotated as Cysteine/Histidine-rich C1 domain family protein. Gene Ontology annotation, molecular function: diacylglycerol binding. The record is from RefSeq and is marked reviewed. The coding region runs from base 118 to 2196 and encodes 692 amino acids. The transcript has a single exon. NCBI's taxonomy places the organism in Eukaryota, Viridiplantae, Streptophyta, Magnoliopsida, Brassicales, Brassicaceae.